AUGGCAACCAUCUUCUACGGCUCCUGCCUCUGCAAAGGCGUUCGAUAUUCCAUUUCCGGCCAAGCACAAAUGAGCGUGCUUUGUCAUUGUCUCAACUGCCAAAAAUCCAGCGGCUCAGCCUUCCAAGCGAAUGGAUUCUACAGUAAAGGCCAGUUUGCUCUCCUUGAUGGCGCCAGCUUCAUAACCGACUACCAUGACAGCGCUGUCGACGCCGGCUGCACGGUGAUCAGGUCUUUCUGCUCAGUCUGUGGGUCCAAUCUAUACACAACCAAUUCUACGAACCCGCUUAUCAAGGACGCGAUCAUCGUCAUGUCAGGCUGCCUUGAAAAGGCUUCGAGUGCUCUUGAACCUCCGCAAUCUGAAUUUUACGUCAAGAGACGCCGCGACUGGGUGAAGGUAGAUGGAAAUGGAACGAGCGAGUUCCAGGCAAUGUCGUAG
Molecule: messenger RNA, 438 nt
Organism: Zasmidium cellare ATCC 36951
Lineage: Eukaryota; Fungi; Ascomycota; Dothideomycetes; Mycosphaerellales; Mycosphaerellaceae
Exons: 2
Coding region: 1-438 (145 amino acids)
Molecular function (GO): carbon-sulfur lyase activity
Source: RefSeq, a predicted model, not a curated record